This is a messenger RNA of Diaporthe amygdali, 1335 nucleotides long. RefSeq lists its product as uncharacterized. NCBI's taxonomy places the organism in Eukaryota, Fungi, Ascomycota, Sordariomycetes, Diaporthales, Diaporthaceae. The record is from RefSeq and is a predicted model, not a curated record. Bases 1 to 1335 code for a protein of 444 amino acids. The transcript has a single exon.
AUGGCAGCAGAGCCCUAUCUUACACCUUCGGACAAAUUGGGUAUCAUCGAUGCGUACUUUAAUUCUCCCAGCCCAGCUGUAUCACGAGAUCAGCAGCCGGAGUCAAACAACACAUCCUUAUCAUCUUCAUCACCUCAUCGUGCGAGCCCAUUGGCCGACAGGGCUCUUCCAAAAGAGCCGCCCAUCGAGCGGCAGCCUGUGCCGCGAAGAAGUCUUCGUCGUCACAUGGAAGACACCUCGCAAUGGCCAACAGCAGGAGUCUUGAUACAUAACAAAUCUCCGUCUCCGGAAGAUCACGAGCAUGAUGGUGCAGACAUUACGGCAGAAAUACAGGAAAAGCCUCCGGUUCCAGCAAAGGAUCCGAUUCCUAACCGCUCCCUAUCGUCCGCGGCGGGAGGGACAGUUGAGGGACCUAUCGAGUCCAGAAACAGCCCGCAGGUCCCUCCGAAAGGGUCACGCUCCCAGCACUCAGGCGUUGGUUUUGCCAGAGACAUUGAGAAGAAGCCGGCAACACCACCCAAAGACUUCCCAGAAGCACGGUCUGAGCCACAAGCGUCCAAUCGCCACCAUCCUGGCCAAUCACUAUGCAAGCAAUGGUCCAGAGUAACAGUUCUGCGGCGCAAAUCGAAUGCAAAACUUUCACCUGUGCCUACAACCAUAACAGAAGAACCGGAGGUUGCGACGGAAGAUCUUGAGAAGAUGCCAAAAGACGAUAAGGGACAGGAAAGUGAUAUUGCGCCACAACUGCCUGCCACUUGGAGUUGUACCGUGGGGAGAUCGUCUUCAUUUGAAAAAGCGCUCGAUGCAGUGAUCCAGAAGCUCGACGACAUGGACGAGCGGAGGCAGUAUGAGAAAAAAGUUGAGCUCGAGGCCGCUGUAAAGGUCGCCUCAAAACUCGGGGCUUCUCAAGAACUGGUCACAAACCUGGGAUCGCCCAGCGGCUCGCGCUCAAGGCGCCAGACCGAGGACAAAGUGGGAUCCCCCGCAGCAGUUCCAGCAUCAGACACGAACGAGUCGGGCGCCUACCUCGACAGCAACAUCAGUGACAGGGACAUCCUUCUGGGGCUCAAGAUGGCCAUCUGCGCCGCCUGCGACGAGGAUCUGGACGCGUGGAUCCGCGACAGGACCGGGCUCCGGCUGCGCCGGUUCCUGGCGGAUCUCAAGGCGUUCGACGCCCUCUCUAAAGACCGCAAGCCUCCUGCCCCUCAGCCUCUUCACCGCCAGAUACGCAGGACCCACAACGAGUCGCGGCGACUCAAUGCCGAGCGGGAGCGCAGGAGGCAGAGUAUGAAGUUAAAGGCGUGGAAGGGGCCUUGCUUUGGGGCGGACGGAUAG